UUUGUUUUCUCAUGAGCAGCUGGACUUUAAACUUCAUCUCUCCUGUAGCUGUUUUGCCCAAGAGCUGCAGAAAUGCAGGCAGGCGCCAUUAGGCUCAGAGGGUAACAAUGACAAGGUGCUCUUGGAUAAUAUUGUUCCUUCUCUCUGCCCUUUUCCGUCAGACAGAGCAGACAGUGUUUAUAUCAGCUGACGAGGCAAACAAUGUUAUCAAGAGACAGAGGCGUGCCAGUUCCCACCUUCUGGAGGAGAUCCUCCAAGGCAGCUUGGAAAGGGAAUGCCUUGAAGAGAGAUGUACACAUGAAGAAGCAAGAGAAGUAUUUGAAAAUGAUGAAAUGCUUAAAAUGUUUUGGGAUAUCUACUACGAGGGCAGGAGGUGCUCCUCGAGCCCCUGCCAGAACAAUGGCGUGUGUGAGGACAGCAUUCGUGGCUACACCUGCACUUGUGCUGAGGGCUACGAGGGAGAGAACUGUGCUUUCGCUAAAAAUGAAUGUCACCAUGAAGCAAAAGAAGGAUGUCACCACUUCUGCUACCCAGGAAUUAAUUCCUACCGCUGUUCCUGUGCUGAUGGCUAUGAGCUUGGGCAGGACACAAAACAGUGCAUCGCAUUAGAUGAAUGUGCAUGUGGCAGACUUCAAGACAGUGAUAAUCUGAUAAGUGAAACCAGGAAGAAACAUGACGAGCGAUUUCCCUGGCAGGUGCUACUGCUAAACUCAGAAGGGAAAGGCUUCUGUGGAGGAGUGCUGCUAAAAAGUAACUUCAUAUUGACCACAGCAGAGUGUGCUCUUCUGCACAACCAUUUUGAAAUCAGGGUUGGUGCUGGGCCUAAUGGAACAAGUGGAACUGAGAAGAUAAUGCAAGUUAGUGAGAAGCACAUCCACAUCCGGUAUGAUGAAGACACUGGUGAGAACAACAUUGCAUUGCUACGACUUCAAGAGCAUGUUGAGUGCAACAACUACCAGCUUCCUGUAUGUGCCCCUGAAAGAGACUUUGCAGAACACGUUUUAAUUCCCAAAUUGGCUGGUACAGUUAGUGGCUGGAGCAUAGAAGGUGAUGAACUUAAAGUUGAUGAGCUGCAGGUUUUGUACCUUCCUGCUGAGGACUGCAAACAAAUACUCAACAUCAGCCUCACAAACAGGCAGUUUUGUGGGCACCUCCAGAAGGCCGUAGACAAACGACUGGCUGGAGGAAGCUUUUUAGCUACCGAGUAUAAGGGCACUUGGUUUCUGACUGGUAUCCUGGGAUCUUGGCCACUAGAAGACACUGACUGGGAAACACUUCUAUUCACCAACACCGCAAGGUAUAUGAUAUGGGUUAAACAAAAAAUGAGAUAAGACACAAACACAACCAACUCUCAAGCACCAAACGCCUACCAAUCAUUGCAAGGAAACAUAUGGAUGCAGCCAGUACACCCAUUUGACUGUAUCACAAUUCACAGCAAUGGAAGUUGCAAUGAUGGCACAUAUUUAACUCCAAGUUAUACAGAAAAGCCUGUUUGUCUUUCCUUCUUCUGCUGACACAUAGUACUGUGGAAGUCAUGAUGCAAUAAACCUAGUUAUUUUAUGAAAAACUGAUUUAACUUUAAAUUUCUUAGAACUGUUCAUCCUAAAACUCCAAACACUUUGAUGUUUUUCUGGGAUUUUAAAUAGUGCUAGAAGGCAAUGAGUCUUUUCAAUUCUUGGUACCCUGAGGUUUACUUCAGCAAAUUCAUACUCUUAUUUCAAGAUUCAUACAAGUAAAACUUAACAAAGACCAGGGGAACUUCUUUUACAUGUCUGUGUUAAUGACUGUGUAAGGUCUUGACACUUUCAUCAUGUUUAAAAGUGCUUCCCCUCAUACAUGGUACCUGUGUUUUCCCUUAUGAACGAUGUUCAUGUCAGUUAGAGGAUAAAAUAAAACCCAACUGUAAAAGAUAGGAAAAGAAAAAGUUUAAUUUCCUUUUAAAAUAAUUUUAAAACCCCCAAACUACCAUCUCAUCAGUUUGGACAAAGUUACAUUGUACCAAUCCCAAACAAGCAAACCAGCCAACCCCCCAAGGUAAUAACACUUAAAAUACUGGAUCCAGUGGUAGUGUUUUCCCCAGAAGCAAAAUAAAACAGACUAUGGGUAAGUUAGCUACACCAUCUUUUGUUCACCAUUAUAGAAAUAAAACAAAUAUCACCAGAACUAAAAAAAAACCAAACCCAUCUGUGGGCACCUAUAGACAAAUUGCCCACAUUUACUUGAACCUGUAAGUAUUACUGACACAGUAAAGCUUUUGGUGUCAAGCACUUCUCUAGUUUUUAGAGAAAGCUUGAAAAGAAUAUUUAAUACCAGCAAGAUUAUUGAAGAGACUUAAAAAAAAAUGGAAACCAUGUAAGAAAACAUUAUUUCCAUUCUGAAGAAGGGAUUAACACGAGUAACAAAGGCUGACACUUCUCUCUGAAAGAUAAAUGCAAAAAUAGUAACACAAAGUACUUUAUAAAAACUUUUAAGUAAUUUGUGAGUAAUUUGGAAUGCUUUGCUUUAUUUCUUCAUGAAAUACUUGGAAUUAUCUAGAAAGCCUGUGGAAAUUAUUAUUUAAAAGUCAGCAUUUCAUUCCAACGCACUUUGUAACACUGGCAGUCUUGGUCCUUCUGGGAAAGGAGCCACAAACAGUUCCUGGCAUUCCAGUUCUGGACAUGAACCAGGCAAUUUACAGUGUCCUUGGGGUGAUUAGGAGCAGUUCCACUGGACAAGCCGAGUACCUGGGAAGUACUUGCAUGGAUAAGAUGCAACACUCAACACACCGUUGACAGUGGAGGAAAUGGGUUCUGCUUACUGACCACA
This is a messenger RNA of Pseudopipra pipra, 2805 nucleotides long. RefSeq names its product protein Z, vitamin K dependent plasma glycoprotein (gene PROZ). The record is from RefSeq and is a predicted model, not a curated record. Gene Ontology annotation, molecular function: calcium ion binding; serine-type endopeptidase activity. The coding region runs from base 108 to 1331 and encodes 407 amino acids. Gene Ontology annotation, cellular component: extracellular region. Gene Ontology annotation, biological process: blood coagulation; proteolysis. The transcript is spliced from 8 exons. Lineage: Eukaryota; Metazoa; Chordata; Aves; Passeriformes; Pipridae.